Messenger RNA from Knipowitschia caucasica, 1290 nucleotides. The record is from the annotation of a GenBank genome assembly. Lineage: Eukaryota; Metazoa; Chordata; Actinopteri; Gobiiformes; Gobiidae.
AUGGCGGACACGAUGCAGACCGAGGAUUUCCCGUAUUUACCUUCGGGUUUAGCGGAGGUGAAUAAAAUGAUCGCAGAACACAGUGACCUGUUUUCAGACUCUCAGUGUAAAGUCUGCAGCGCUGUCCUCAUUUCAGAGUCCCAGAAGCUCACGCACUACCAGGUCAGUCCUCCCCUGGUCCUCUACCAGGUCAGUCCUCCCCUGGUCCUCUACCAGGUCAGUCCUCCCCUGGUCCUCUACCAGGUCAGUCCUCCCCUGGUCCUCUACCAGGUCAGUCCUCCCCUGGUCCUCUACCAGGUCAGUCCUCCCCUGGUCCUCUACCAGGUCGGUCCUCCCCUGGUCCUCUACCAGGUCCAGUCCUCCCCUGGUCCUCUACCAGGUCAGUCCUCCCCUGGUCCUCUACCAGGUCAGUCCUCCCCUGGUCCUCUACCAGGUCAGUCCUCCCCUGGUCCUCUACCAGGUCAGUCCCUCCCCAUGGUCCUCUACCAGGUCAGUCCUCCCCUGGUCCUCUACCAGGUCAGUCCUCCCCUGGUCCUCUACCAGGUCAGUCCUCCCCUGGUCCUCUACCAGGUCGGUCCUCCCCUGGUCCUCUACCAGGUCAGUCCUCCCCUGGUCCUCCACCAGGUCGGUCCUCCCCUGGUCCUCUACCAGAGCAAGAAACACUCCAACAAAGUGCGACGCUACUUUUUCAUUCAGAACGAGAAUGAGCCGACGUUAAAGAAGCCUUCGACCAUCAACACCGACUGUAAUAAUGGAGAGACCGACCGCUUCAAAGCCUGCGUGGUCUGCAACAUGACGUUCACCUCCGCAGUCAUGGCAGAGUCUCACUAUCAGGGGAAAGUCCACGCCAAGAACCUGCGCCUCAAGACCGUGGGACCCCAGACCCCGAAAGCCCAGACCCCGAAAGCCCAGACCCCGGGAGUCCAGACCCCAGGAGCCGAGACCCCAGGAGCCGAGACCCCAGGAGCCGAGACCCCAGGAGCCGAGACCCCAGGAGCCGAGACCCCAGGAGCCCAGACCACGGGACCCCAGACCAUCGGACCCCAGACUCCACAGACCACCGUAGCUCUCUCUCAGACUUCUCCAGUUCCAGCAAAGAAGCAGAAAACAGGAGUUCCAGUUCACGACAAAUCGGACCCAAACCACUUCUGCUCCGUUUGUCAGGCCUCGUUCAACAACCCCCUGAUGGCCCAGCAGCACUACCAGGAGAGAGAGGCCGCCCAGGACCAGGUGGAGUCCAGGGAAAACGUGGUCCGUCUGGAAACAUGGGGAAGUCUGGACCAAUGGUGA